AUGGCCGACCAACUCAAAGAGACGGCAAAGCACGAAGUCGAGCAAAUCAAGAAGGUCGCCUCUGAGGGCGUGAGGUCGGGAGCAUAUGUCUAUCCCAUCAAGGGCAUCUUUUACCUCCUCUCCCACCGCGAACUCCGCAAACCGCUCUUCACCCGCCUCAUCCCAACCCUCACCCUCGGCGCCGGCGUAACCACUUUCAUGUUUGCCUUUACCUACCUCCCCCAACUCGCAAUCCUAGUCUUCACCUCCGGCCCCAUCGCCGCAUUGACAACAAUCCUCCUCGUCCUCUCCGAAUCCAGCACCCUAACCAUGGUCCUCUCCAAAACGCUCCUAAUCGAAGACGCCCUCAUCGACACCUUCGACGCAACGCUCGUUGCCAAGGGCCACACGGCGCUCGUCGCCAAAGAACGCACCGUCAAGUCCUCUGCCAUGGGCGACGCCUUCCAACGCCUGGGCGCUCUGGCGGGCAAGCCCUUUGCGAAGUUCACGCCCAAGGCUAUCGUGCGGUAUCUCAUGUACCUCCCGCUCAACUUCAUCCCCGUUGUGGGAACGGUCAUGUUCGUCAUCCUGCAGGGACGUCGCUACGGACCGCAUGCGCACGCACGGUAUUUCCAGCUGAAGGGCAUGUCGAAGCCGCAGCAGCAGCGCUUUGUCGAGGAGCGGAAGGGUGCGUACACCGGGUUUGGUGUCCCGGCGGUGUUGUUGGAGAUGGUGCCUGUGUUGGGCAUCUUUGCGGCUUUUACGAAUACUUGUGGGGCGGCGUUGUUUGCGGCGGAUUUGGACAAGGGGGUGACCACCGCGGAGGGAUUGAGGGAGACGGCUGAGGAGGCGACGAAGGUUGACUGA
Zasmidium cellare ATCC 36951 is the source of this 846-nucleotide messenger RNA. RefSeq lists its product as uncharacterized. Gene Ontology annotation, cellular component: ascospore wall; lipid droplet; prospore membrane. NCBI's taxonomy places the organism in Eukaryota, Fungi, Ascomycota, Dothideomycetes, Mycosphaerellales, Mycosphaerellaceae. The transcript is spliced from 3 exons. Bases 1 to 846 code for a protein of 281 amino acids. The record is from RefSeq and is a predicted model, not a curated record.